This is a messenger RNA of Rhagoletis pomonella (apple maggot), 2331 nucleotides long. RefSeq lists its product as uncharacterized. The record is from RefSeq and is a predicted model, not a curated record. Bases 365 to 1846 code for a protein of 493 amino acids. Lineage: Eukaryota; Metazoa; Arthropoda; Insecta; Diptera; Tephritidae. The transcript has 2 exons.
AAAUCCUCCGGCUGAACCCUCCACGAGGGUGCUGACUGGAAAUGGGCACUACAGAGGAUUCUGUGCGAUGUCAGAAUGGUGCUCAGCUAAGAUCAGGAAUCAGUGCUAUGUGCUAAACUCCUUAAUAGCGUAGUCAUAUGGAAAUGGUUUCUGAUCGUGGCUUGGAGGUCUGAAGGGGCUGGAUCAAGGCGUCACGCGCACCGUACCGAGGAUCGGCGAGGCUGGGGGCCCCUAAAUAGCCCAGUCGCGAACGGAGCCCUCUGGGAGGCGGCCACACCCAGGAUGUAAGUAGGCCUUACCUGGGCAUCGCGGAUUUCUGCCCGGGUGGACGAACCCCCUUUCUCCGCAGCCCGUGGGAUCAAUUAUGGACAAAAAACAAAUAACAACAACAACAACAAAAACAGCAACAACAACAUCAAAAACAAUUUAUAAAGGGACCGGCCCCCUUAAAGCGUCGGAAGGGUCUCGGCCUACUAAACAAGGAGCUCAAGCGAUGCAGAGUACCUCCACCAGCCGUAGUUCGGUGACAAAUAGCGGGAAACCAAGGCCAAUGGUGAAACCGGGCCAAGCUCUCGCAAAAACGAAGGAAAGUGGCGUUGGGGUUGCUCAAAGGAGUCCACCCCGGGAAACUCCUGGCACCAGUGGACGCCAACCUGGCAUGCAGAUUGCAGCCGGGGAUAAGGCUGAAUCUGGGGCGCAGGCCCCGGGCGGUCCUCCCGCGACACCCACGGCCUUCACGAGGCCUGACCAGAGGCCAGCACCAGCUGCAGCGGGCUAUCGGCAGAGGAAGCUGGCUGCUCGAAUCCUGCAUAGGUUCACCGCAACGCCUGACCUGUGUAGCAAGGCGAAAGAAGAGCAUGUGAAGGAGAUCCUCACAGAAAUCGACUGGGCAAAGGCAGUCCUGCCCGACUACCGCAAGCCGGAGGAGAAGCAGCCGCAGGCGCCCUCCAGUAAGCGCAAUAGAUCGGGGGAAAAUACGCCCAACCAAUACGCAAAGAGGGUCAGAACGCAGGGGCCUUCUUUUGCUGAAGUAGCCAAGGAGCAGAUCCUGCUCGGCGUCAUCGAUGAGAGCAAUGAAGACAGCCUCACCCUGAGGCAGCAAUGGAAGUGGGUUAAGGCCGCGAUGGCCGACAUUGCUAUCAACAUUAUGUUGGAGAAUCCGGGACCUCCGCCAACCUGCAAGGGAGCGGGGUGGUUCCAAAAUAACAUCCGCGUUAUAGCAUGCGAGGAUGCUAGAUCAGCGGAGAUCUACAAGAAAACAGUCGCAGGUAUUGGAGAAGUCUACCCUGGUGCGAAGCUCAGGCCGGUCGACUUCAAGGACCUACCGGUGCGACCGAGAGCGAGAGCAUGGUUGCCUUGCAGGCCAGCGGAGCCAGAAAGGAUCCUCCAAACCACAAGGCUCUAUAGCCCGGAGCUACCUACCGAUAAUUGGAAGGUGGUAAAAAUUAACGAAAGCGGUAAAGCGACGAUGCAGGUUGUCCUGCUUCUAAAUAAGGACUCCAUAGAGUUGUUGGAGCAAAAGAGCGGGGUCAUACGUUACGGCUGUGACAUGGCCAAAAUUAAGGUCUACAGCAACGACGUAAACGCAGCGAAGAACCUGAUCGCGGAGGUAGAGCCGGAAGAGGCCAACAGCGACGUGGAGAUGGAGGAAGAAUCCGAGCAGGUUGAUCCGUUGGACGACCUGACCGGGGGUUAUGCCUCAUCGACGUCUUCGCUGGGGGUCGGACGCAUGCUUCGGCUUUAUACGGAGGAGGAGUUGAUCGAGAUGUCGGAAGACGCGGUCAACUCUACCCUAAUAGGCGACGUGGGCGAUAACGGCCAAGAUGGUGAAGGUACUGCAGAUUAACCUUCACCACUGUAAAGCAGCUUCAGCUGCACUGCUGCUCCAUCUAACAGCUAAAGGGGCAGCCGACAUCGUCCUAAUCCAAGAACCUUGGGUGGUGGGACAAAACAUUUGUGGGCUGAAAGCGCCGGGCUACAGACUGCGACGAGGACACAACAGCGGUCAGUCUAAGUGCAAACGGACGACCAAUUAAGAUGGCAUCCAUGUACCUAGCGCAUGACAAGGAGGUGCCAACUACCUGCAUUAAAGACCUAGUGGCCAGCACGAGAGAGGCGCUAAUUUUGGGAGGUGACGCGAAUGCUCACCAUCACACAUGGGGCAGCUCCGAUGAUAACGAACGGGGUGAGUCACUUUUUAAUUUCAUACUUAGUUCUAAGCUUGUUAUUGCGAAUAGGGGGAAUGAUCCCACUUUUAUUACAAAAUCCCGAAGGGAAGUUCUGGACGUUACCCUUAUCUCUGAGAAUGCGGAAUGUCUGGUCGGGAAGUGG